UUUGUUAGAGCUACCAAUUUUAGAAUUAAUUUGUUAUGUUUAUUGUUUUCAGACUUGUGAUUAAUGUAAAAAUAUUUAGCUAAUAAGUAAUAAGAGUGCGUCGAAUCGCUAUAGAACAUGUAAACAACAUUUUGUACACAAAAGAUCUUUUCAUGGAACAGUUACCAAAAACUUGAUGAAUAUGGCUAUGAAUGUAAAAGAAUUAUGCAGAUUAUGUGCUAAAAAAGACGAUUUUACUAAAGAUUUACUGGAUGUGAGUAACAGAAGCUUAUUAAAGCUAACUAAGGAUCUGGUGCAGAUUUCGAUUCAUGAAAAUGAUGAUUUACCUACACAGAUUUGUUUAAACUGUGAAGAGAAGAUGGUGUCAUUUCAAUUAUUUGUUUUGGAGUGCUAUAAGGCCCAAGAUACCUUAAAAAGUUUGUUCUAUGAUUUAACAGACGAUGUACCAGUUAAAUUGGAAACAGAUGUUGACUAUCAAGUUUCCAUUGUUAAAUCAGAGGUGAAAGAUGAACUGUUGACUGAAGACCUUGUUAUAUGUCAAGUCAAUAAUGAUGCAGAUUUGGCAAAAGAUGAUGACUUUAAUGAUUUUUCUCAUCAAGAUGAUGAUGAUGAUGACGAUGAUGAUUAUAUGACACUAGCAUCACUAAAAGAAGAAAAAUCGAAUGAAAUAGAAAAUGAUGGAGCCAAACGAAAAUUUCCUAAACAAGAGAAAAUCAAGCGUUAUAAGAAAAAAGUUGCAUCUCCAGAAGAAGUCGAAAAAGUACUGAAAAAAUCUAAUUGUAAAGUUCGUGAUUUUGUAAAACUGCAGUGUGAUAUCUGCGACCUAAAACUGAAGACGUGGAGUGAAUUACGACUUCAUUUUCACUCGGCACAUAAACUUAAACCAUCAAUUAAUUGUGUUUGUGGAUUUGUGAUAAAAUCUAAGAGUGUUCUUUACAAACAUGUGUCAGAACAUAAAGCUAAUGAUAGCAAAUCAAGUGGCAGCGAUAUGGACUCUAAAUAUUCCAACCUCAAAGUUUAUGAUUUUGUUACAUUUAGUUGCACGGUCUGUCAGAGGAAGUGCAGUAGUUGGUACACUUUGAAAAAUCACAGUGAAAGGGCUCAUAGGAUAGCACCAGUAGUACAGUGUAUUUGUGGAAUUACACUGAAGUCUAAAUCUGUUCUGUAUAAACAUAUUCAAGAUCAUAAAAAUCCAAAUAUGUUAAGUUGUGACAAGUGCCCAAGGAUAACAAAAACAAUUGAAGCACUUAACAAACACAAAAUGAGACAUGUUCCAAAAUCAGAAAGGAAAUUCAUUUGUAACAAUUGUAAUAAAAUAUUUAUCACAAAAGAUGCUUUAAAAUCGCAUGAAAGAUCUCACAUCCCUAUUGAAGACAGAAAGAUAUAUCAUUGUGGGAUUUGUGAACUAAAGUUCACGACGCGUUCGUCGGCCGCGUCUCACAAGCGCGUGGUGCACGACAAGAUCAAGAGCUACGUGUGCGACUUGUGCGGGUACGCGUGCGGCACCAAUGGCGAGUUGCGCCAGCACCGCGCCAUACACAGCGACGACAAGCCCUUCGUGUGCAAGACGUGCAACAAGUCCUUCAAGACGCAUUCAAACCUGAAGACGCACGAAGACACGCACGAGGCGACGUCGUAUCAGUGCUACGUGUGCAGCCGCGUGCUCAACAGCCGGCGCACGCUGCGCAAGCACCUGCUCGUGCACGAGGAGAAGUGCCGCCACGUCUGCUCCUACUGCCACAAGGCGUUCAAGAGGCGGCAGACUCUCAAGGUCCACUUAUACACGCACACGGGCGACAAGCCUCUGACGUGCAAGUGGUGCGACGAGCGCUUCGCGUACGCGUCGACGCUGCGCUCGCACCGCCUGCGCUGCCACCCCGACAAGAUGGCGGCGCAGGCCUCCGCCAACAGCUACGCCGGCUAUGCGCACCACUCCGCCGUGCCUAUACAGCCGGCUGACGUCACUAUCACGAAUUACAUCAAAAACGACGUAGCGGCCAGCUCAGUAAACAUUGCGAAGAAUGAAGUCGAGGCUAUGUAGAAGUAAACGUAGUGUUAAAGAUCAUUGUUACGUACUGUAUUAGAUCUUUUUACAUUAGUAUAGUUAUUACAAUAGCAAUUGUAUGUAUAUUAAAGAUAUAUAGAUAUCAUUUACAAAUAUCACCGUUUUUAUUGUUAUUUACAACAAGCAUAGAUUACAUAAUAAAGUAAGAAAUAUUGAUGAUACUAGUUCAUAGUACAUAAAAAUUAUUUGACUCAUUGAUUUACAAAUUAUUUACUUGUCUUCGAAUCAACAUGCCUCGUUGUAACUGCAUGCAAUA
Ostrinia furnacalis (Asian corn borer) is the source of this 2321-nucleotide messenger RNA. RefSeq names its product zinc finger protein 235. Gene Ontology annotation, cellular component: nucleus. Bases 176 to 2041 code for a protein of 621 amino acids. NCBI's taxonomy places the organism in Eukaryota, Metazoa, Arthropoda, Insecta, Lepidoptera, Crambidae. Gene Ontology annotation, molecular function: RNA polymerase II transcription regulatory region sequence-specific DNA binding; DNA-binding transcription factor activity, RNA polymerase II-specific; zinc ion binding. The transcript has 11 exons. The record is from RefSeq and is a predicted model, not a curated record. Gene Ontology annotation, biological process: regulation of transcription by RNA polymerase II.